UGUCAAACCGUGCGGUUGAUUGUCGGAACUUCUGAACUCCGGAAAGAAUAGUAUUGAUCGAAUUCGAAGCUAGUAAAAAUCGGCGAUUUGAUUACCAGUUGCGGUCACGGUCUCUCUCGCAAGUUGCAUUAGUAAUAUUGCAUUUUCUAUUCUCCAACUCAAAUUCAAACUCAAAUCCAAAUCCAACUCCAAUACCACACUUUUGAGACGUGUCCCGAUCAUUGCUAUUAAAUCUGUCAUUCAAUUCUGUUUUGUAUCUGUAAUAAGUGCUUGGAAGCCAGCCUCGAUUUUCGAGCGGUGCUCUCGUUACGCGCCCAAGGAUCUUAACCCCCAACGGCCCCAUCCUGCAUCCGCAGAGAUAUCGGCUAACCAAGGAUUACCAUCAAUAUGAGUUUCCAUAAGAGCGACUCGCGGACGCCGCUGGCGCCCACCGAGUACACUAAAAUCCCGACGGUCACUGCGGGCUGCGGAGAAAACGAGAAGCCCAAAGGCGGCAAAGGCGGGCAAUCCAAGUUCAUCCGUUCGGACAUGGCCGACGUACCCGUCCAGCAGGCGGCAGGAUCGACGCUUCCGUUGGUAAUCUCUCGGAAAAAAGGCGACGACUCCGAGGAUGGCAACUACAAUCCGUUCGAGCACCGCAAGGUGGAGCAUCCCACAUCGGAUCUCGAGACAUUUGUACACUUGCUAAAGGGAUCGCUGGGCUCCGGGAUAUUGGCCAUGCCAAUGGCCUUCUCCCACGCUGGAUUGUGGUUCGGAUUGGUGGCCACCUUCGCGGUGGGCACCUUGUGCACCUACUGCGUUCACAUCCUGGUCAAAUGCGCCCACAUCCUGUGCCGCCGUCGCAAAAUCCCGAUGAUGGGAUUCGCCGAUGUGGCGGAACAGGCCUUCCUCGACGGACCACCCGCCCUGAAUCGCUGGUCACGCUUCAUCCGGUUCAUGGUCAAUACGUUUCUGGUAAUCGAUUUGCUGGGCUGCUGCUGCAUCUAUCUGGUGUUCGUGGCCAACAAUGUGGAGCAGGUCGUGCGGGUGUAUAUGGAAACGGUUCUGGGCAUUAGAGUUUGGAUCAUGAUCGUGUCGGCACCGCUGAUCUUCAUGUGCCUGAUACGAAACCUGAAGUUCCUCACGCCCUUCUCGAUGUUAGCCAACAUCCUGAUGUUCGUGGGCAUCGUGAUCACCUUCAUCUAUAUGUUCUCCGAUCUUCCUGCACCCGUGGAACGUCCUGGAAUUGUGAGUGUAACCGAAUGGCCAUUGUUCUUCGGCACCGUGAUCUUUGCGCUGGAGGGCAUCGGUGUAGUUAUGUCCCUGGAGAACGACAUGAAGAACCCCAGCCACUUCAUCGGUUGCCCAUCUGUACUGAACUUCGGCAUGGGUCUGGUGAUUGCCCUCUAUACCCUGGUUGGAUUCUUUGGCUUCCUGAAGUACGGCCCGGCCACCGAGGCCAGCAUUACGCUGAAUCUGCCCCUGGAUGAUAAGUUGGCCCAAUCCGUCAAGUUGAUGAUUGCCAUCGCCAUCUUCUUCACCUUCACCCUGCAGUUCUACGUGCCCGUCACGAUUUUGUGGAAGGGUCUGGAGCACAAGAUCCGGCCGGAGAAGCAGAACAUCUGUGAAUACGGACUUCGUGUCUUUCUGGUGCUCCUGUGCUGCGGAAUCGCAGUGGCUCUGCCCAACUUGGGACCCUUCAUCUCGCUUAUUGGAGCGGUGUGCCUGAGUACGCUGGGCAUGAUCGUUCCGGCGACCAUUGAGCUCGCCGUGUACCAUGAGGAUCCCGGAUACGGGCGCUUCAACUGGCGGCUGUGGAAGAACUCCGGACUGAUACUGUUCGGCGUGGUGGGUUUCGUGGCUGGAACCUAUGUCAGCAUCAUCGAAUUCCACACCGAGUUCAGCAACGGUCACUGAGCUAAUUUAAUUUAACGUAGUCUUUAAUGAAACUCUUCUAAGCACAGGGAUGUCUAAGUUAAGUUUUUAACUAAUUUUAGGGCUAACCAAAGUUUUCUAGGACUCCGAAACUUCCCGCCUCGCCCCCUGGUUAUCCUAUCCCGCCCCGUCCUUCCCUCCACCGAUCCAACUCGAUCCGCUUCGAUCCCUGAUAUAUAUAUAUCUAUAUAUCUAUAUAUAUCCACAUCCAUAAACCCCAUAGGGGGCUAUCAGCAAUCAAACAACAAAAGUAUUUCGAUUUAGUCGGUGCCACGCCCCCGAGGAGUUGCGUUGGUGCUAGGGGGGCGUGGCAUUAAGGUUACUUAGAGAAUUCUUGUAGAAGUGAUUUUGUAUCGUAGUGAUUUUGACAACAACUUAGUCGUAAUUAGUUCCUGCUCGAACUAAGCCAAGACAGACGGACGCAGCGGAAGUUUGUUUUCGUUCUUCAAUUAUUUUGUUUUAUCAUUGAUUUACUCUGUACAUUAUCGACGCCCUAAUUCAAUAAUCAUGACAUAUUACCAAUUACACAAA
This is a messenger RNA of Drosophila mauritiana, 2445 nucleotides long. Its product is annotated as proton-coupled amino acid transporter-like protein CG1139. The transcript is spliced from 6 exons. Gene Ontology annotation, biological process: amino acid transmembrane transport. The coding region runs from base 388 to 1896 and encodes 502 amino acids. NCBI's taxonomy places the organism in Eukaryota, Metazoa, Arthropoda, Insecta, Diptera, Drosophilidae. Gene Ontology annotation, cellular component: vacuolar membrane. Gene Ontology annotation, molecular function: amino acid transmembrane transporter activity. The record is from RefSeq and is a predicted model, not a curated record.